CGCGCCGUGGCCCCGGCAACGCCGAGCUCAGCCACAGCCCUCACCCGAGCCCGCCGGCCCGCGGACAGCCGGACCAUGAUUGCCGGGGCACCUGGCCCGCGUGCCCGGUCGCACGGCUCCCUGCGCGGGGUCUGGGCGGCAGCGCUUCUCCUGCUGGGUCUGCCGCGCCUCUCCGUGCGGGCGGACGGGAAGCUCUUUGUGCUGGAGUCUCAGAAUGGCUCUCAGGGUCUGGAACUGGAGGCGGCUCAGCUGUCCUGCAAGAGCAGGGGUGCUCACCUGGUGUCUGCAGACGAGCUGCGGAGGGUGGUCCGGGACUGUACCUUCACGGCGUGCACCACAGGCUGGCUGGCGGACGGCACCCUCGGGACAACCGUGUGUAGCCAAGGCAGUGGUGAACAGCAAAUCGUGAGAGCUGUUGAUGUGAGGAUUGAGAGCAACCCAGUUCCUGGGGGCACGUACAAUGCCCUUUGUAUUAAGGAUGAAGAGAAGCCAUGCGGAGACCCGCCUUCGUUCCCCCACACCAUCCUGCAGGGCCGCACCGGCUUGGAGAUGGGGGACGAGGUGCUGUACGUGUGUGCCCCCGGCCACAUCACGGGCCAUCGGGAGACCGCCUUCACCCUGCUCUGUAACAGCUGUGGGGAGUGGUACGGGCUGGUGCAGGCCUGCGGGAGAGACGAGGCUGAGGCACAUAUUGACUAUGAAGAUAAUUUUCCUGAUGACAGGUCUGUGUCAUUCAGAGAGCUCAUGGAGGACUCCCGGACAGAGGCAGAAGAGGACAGGGGUCAGGAAGAAGCCUCUGAGGAGGCUCCAAAACAGGACAGUCCGGUCUCCAUUAACGUGGGGAAAGAAAACAUAGCCCGGGAUAAAGCCUCCUUGCCAACCGCAGGUUUGCCCAGUGCUGGGAGCAACGUCCCCACAGACUUGCCAGGAUCUCGACCACACCAGAAGUACUUGUUCUGGUUUCCUGCUGAGACUUUCCACAAGCCUGAGCUGGAAAAGGAGGUGGACGACCAUCCCAAAAAGCGGUUUCCUGCUGGAGACAACCACAGUAGUGUGAAAUUUGUCCCAGGUAAACCCGAAAGCAAGCUGAUCUAUGGCAGCACGGACAGCCCCUCGGGGCCAUUUCCGGGCAGGAAUGACAGCAAGGCGGGGGACCCAGUGGUGAGCAGCAGCGAUGGGUCCUGGUUGGACGGCUACCCUGUGACAGAUGGGGCUUGGAGGAAGACGGAGGCAGAAGAGGAGGAAGAUGGAGACAAGGGGGCUGGGUCAGUAGGACUGGAUGAAAGUGUUCUAGUCACCCCUGAUCAACCCUUUCUUGUGGAAAUUAAGAAGCCCAGGAGUACCACCCUCAUACCACGUGAGGACAUGACCCAUAGUUCAGUUCUUCCAUCUCAGAUGCUGGAUGUGGAGGCUUUGGCUCUCAGACCCAUGAAUGUGUCUGAGCCCGAGGGCCCCCACGAUGGGAAUGGUGACUUGACCAAGUACCAGUCAACCGUGCUGUGGAGAUUCACCGCAGAGAAGUCUCCCAUGUCCACCCUGCCCUACGAACUCACCACCUCUACGCUGGAGACACUGACAACUGCUGUCCAGCAGAUGCCCAGCGACAUCCCCUCAACAGUCAUGGUGGCCACCCAGCCUCCAGGGCAGACGACUGCUCCUGAGGUCCAGGAUAGCUUCCCAUACCUGCUGUCUGAAGACUUCUUGGGACAGGAAGGCGCGGGGCCAGGUGCAAGUGAGGAGCGUCUUCCAACCUUGGAGCCAUGUGUGGGCGGCGAAUGUCCCAGUCUCAGUAGAGGCCCCAUGAUCGCCACCGUCGUCACCGUCCUUUGCCUGCUGCUGCUCCUAGCAGGUGUCGGGGCGGUGUGGGGCUACCGCAGGUGCCAGCACAAGGGCUCCGUGUACAAGCUGAACGUCGGCCAGCGGCAGGCUCGGCACUACCACCAGCAGAUCGAGAUGGAGAAGGUCUAGCCUCCUUCAGAGUGGGCCGUCCCAAAGCCACAUGGAAGGAAAGUUAAUGGUGACACAUCACACCGAUAAACACUGAUCAUUCACGAGAGCAUGACACAGGUAGAGUGGAGCUCACCAUUUGUUUUUCCCCUCAGCUCUUUGUUUUAUAGGCUGAGAAGUGUCUCUGGAGCACCUGGCAGGGCAGGCUUUGGUGGCAUCAUUUCACACAUCAGUAUCUCCUCAACCAUCUGCCCUGGAAUCGAUUGCACUACCCCAGACCCGUGCAUGGGCCCCAAUUCCAAUGUGAGGUCAAAAUUCACCUCUUCCUCAUACUCUCGUCUUCUUUCCCCUUUCUAAAAAAAAUAAAAUCAUCAGCUUCAUACCCUGAGAUUGUUUAACUAGGUGUGAUAAGCUGGGCGUUUGAGAGCAGUGUUAUUUAGGACGUAGGCAUUUAAUUGUUGAGAGUGGGACAUGGAAGGAUCAUGGGUUAUUUCCUUUUAACGAUGUGAUGUUGCUGAGGGCAAAGGAACCAAGAACCGGGACACGGUCUCUAGACCAGGCGUCCUCAAACUACGGCCCUCCGGCCACAUGCGGGCCGCCUAGCACAUUUAUCCG
This is a messenger RNA of Microcebus murinus (gray mouse lemur), 2562 nucleotides long. RefSeq names its product sushi domain containing 5 (gene SUSD5). Gene Ontology annotation, biological process: cell adhesion; Notch signaling pathway. Gene Ontology annotation, molecular function: hyaluronic acid binding. Lineage: Eukaryota; Metazoa; Chordata; Mammalia; Primates; Cheirogaleidae. The record is from RefSeq and is a predicted model, not a curated record.